UAAUGGAAGUUCGAGGGAGAGAGAGGAAACAAAUGAAUGAAGAUAAAGGAUGAUACACGACAGGUAGGAAGAGAGUGAGAGAGACAGAGAGAGGCGCUCGAGAACAUUGGCGCAGUCCACCAUUAGUCACCAGAAUUCCCUAAGCUUCACAAAGUCCGUGCUGGAUUGAGAUUAAAGAUGUGGGUGUGAUCUUAUUCCAUUGAUCUUGCAGUUUGAAUUCGAUGUAUGGAUGACUAAAUUUCUCGGUUUGGUUGAUAAGGAAACCGAGAAAACAAAGUAAAGAACUGCAAAGGAAGUUGAUCUCUGUUUCAUCGAUUUACCAUUUCUAAAAAGUGACAAGUGGUUGUGUUAAGCCAAGUCCAGGGGAGAUUCUUCCUAUACUCGAUAGAUAUGGGUACAUACCUCAGCACUCCCAAAACCGAAAAGUUCUCUGAAGAUGGGGAGAACGAUCGGCUUAGAUAUGGUUUAUCAUCCAUGCAAGGUUGGCGGGCAACCAUGGAAGAUGCUCAUGCUGCAUAUCCUGAUCUUGAUUCAUCCACUUCAUUCUUUGGUGUUUAUGAUGGCCAUGGAGGCAAGGUUGUUGCAAAGUUCUGUGCCAAGUAUCUUCACCAACAGGUGCUAAAAAAUGACGCAUAUGCUGCUGGAGACAUAGGAACUUCUGUUAAGAAAGCUUUUUUCAGAAUGGAUGAAAUGAUGCGUGGACAAAGGGGUUGGAGAGAAUUAGCUGUUUUAGGCGAUAAGAUAAACAAGUUUACUGGCAUGAUAGAAGGGUUGAUUUGGUCUCCAAGGAGCAGUGAUAGCAAUGAACUGGUUGAUGAUUGGGCUUUUGAGGAGGGACCUCAUUCUGAUUUUGCUGGACCAACUUCUGGGAGCACAGCCUGUGUUGCAAUCAUUAGAAACAACGAACUUCUUGUUGCAAAUGCUGGUGAUUCUCGUUGUGUGAUAUCUAGGAAGGGUCAGGCAUAUAAUUUGUCUAGGGAUCACAAACCCGAUCUUGAGGUUGAGAAGGAAAGGAUUUUAAAGGCUGGUGGUUUUAUACAUGCAGGGCGUGUCAAUGGCAGUUUAAAUCUUGCUCGGGCUAUAGGUGACAUGGAAUUCAAGCAGAAUAAAUAUUUGCCUGUUGAAAAGCAAAUCGUAACUUCUAAUCCAGAUAUAAAUGCAGUUGAGCUUUGUGACGAUGACGAUUUUAUUGUGUUGGCAUGCGAUGGCAUCUGGGAUUGCAUGUCAAGCCAGCAACUGGUAGAUUUUAUUCACGAACAACUAACCUCGCAGGAAAACAAGCUUUCACUGGUUUGUGAGAGAGUGCUUGAUAGGUGUUUGGCACCAACAGCUGGUGGUGAGGGAUGCGACAACAUGACCAUGCUCUUGGUGCAGUUCAAGAAACCCAUUAUGUCCAUAGCAUCUCCUAACAAACAAUCCUCACCAUCCAAACCAGCUGAUCCUGAAUCAAAUCUGGAGGACAGCGGAUCAAAGUAGUUGCUGCAAUGCAUCCACAAAUCAGAUCCUGUACCGUACUACUUUCUAUCUUCUUGGAUCUUUAACUGUAGAUGGUCUUGUAAGAAAAUAUUCGGAUCGAGUACUAAGAAAAAUCUUUCUUGUU
Messenger RNA from Juglans microcarpa x Juglans regia, 1600 nucleotides. Its product is annotated as probable protein phosphatase 2C 60. Gene Ontology annotation, biological process: protein dephosphorylation. The coding region runs from base 391 to 1476 and encodes 361 amino acids. The record is from RefSeq and is a predicted model, not a curated record. The transcript has 12 exons. Gene Ontology annotation, molecular function: cation binding; protein serine/threonine phosphatase activity. Lineage: Eukaryota; Viridiplantae; Streptophyta; Magnoliopsida; Fagales; Juglandaceae.